AUGAACAAGCAGCAGGAUAAUUUACAACGAGGAAACCAAGGUUUUAAGACCGUGCUGCCAGUCUCCAAAGUGUUUGUGGACACCCAGUCCAUUUUAUUCAGAGUACUGGUCCAGCCUUAUAUCUUCUUGGCAAAGGGCUCUGCUACUCUGGACAAAUUGAGGGACCUCUGUAACGAAGGGAGAGGACAUCCUUCCACGCUUUUGCAGCUCUAUACACAGGCUGUCUUAGACAUCACAUAUUUUGAGGAAAACCAGCUUGUGGAUGAAGAUUUUCCAGAAGAAUCUUCCUUGCAAAAAGUUAAAGAACUUAUUUGUAUUCUUUCAGAACCAGAAGACCUAGUGAGGGAAUGCAACAUAAAUGAAGAACCCAUCAGCAUCCUUGGUGCAGAGUUGUUAGAAUGUCUUUACUGGAGAAAAGGAGCCCUGCUUUACAUGUAUUGUCAUACAGCAAAAGAAAGGAGUGAAUGGCUACAAGAAAACAUUGCCAUAUUUAAAAAGUGUCUUAAUGAUGGAGUUCAUUACUUGAUGAAGAUGUUUAGCUUUAGAUGCCCUCUUCAGCUAAAUGAAGAUGUCUCACUUCAAGAUAAAGACACAGCUAGAUUACUCAGUGAAGGUAUAUUUAGUGACACUCACUUACUGGCGCUGAUGUACAGUGGAGAAAUGUGCCACUGGGGACUGCGACACUGUGGAGAAGGGAAGCAGGAAAGUGACCUGGGCUGCAGAUCAGAGAGCGUGUCGCUGGAUUUCCGAGAAACGGGCAAAAACAUGUUGACGAAGUAUGUGGCUGUAUGUGAGGGACCUUUAAAAGGCCAAGGGUGGAACACGACAACUGCAAAACAAAUGUUGUGUUACUUCGUGAAAUCCCACAAGUAA
Nipponia nippon (crested ibis) is the source of this 873-nucleotide messenger RNA. Lineage: Eukaryota; Metazoa; Chordata; Aves; Pelecaniformes; Threskiornithidae. The record is from RefSeq and is a predicted model, not a curated record.